Eruca vesicaria subsp. sativa (arugula) is the source of this 435-nucleotide messenger RNA. The record is from the annotation of a GenBank genome assembly. NCBI's taxonomy places the organism in Eukaryota, Viridiplantae, Streptophyta, Magnoliopsida, Brassicales, Brassicaceae.
AUGGCUGCUUCAGUGAUGUUUUCAUCGGUAACAUUGAAACCGGCUGGUUUCACGGUGGAGAAGAUCUCUGCGAGAGGAUUACCGUCGCUCACAAGAGCUCCUUCUUCCUUCAAAAUCGUUGCUAGUGGCGUUAAGAAGAUCAAGACCGACAAACCCUUUGGAGUUAACGGCAGCAUGGACUUGAGGGACGGCGUUGACGCCUCCGGCAGAAAGGGCAAGGGAUACGGUGUUUACAAAUUCGUCGACAAGUACGGAGCUAACGUGGAUGGAUACAGUCCUAUUUACAACGAGGAGGAGUGGUCAGCAAGUGGUGAUGUGUACAAGGGAGGAGUCACCGGAUUGGCUAUUUGGGCAGUGACACUCGCAGGAAUUCUCGCCGGGGGAGCUCUUCUUGUGUACAACACAAGUGCCUUGGCUCAGUGCAUCAGAACUUGA